GCGGUCUCGAGUUCGUAGUGAAAAAUGGCCGGCGCCAACGAUUGUUUCAGCAUUGGGAGUACGGUGGCCUGUAAAACCUGUUACAAGGAGGAGAUCGAAGGCGAGGUGUUAGCAUUCGAUCCACAGACUAAAAUGCUAAUCCUGAAAUGUCCAUCGUCAAGUGGGACACCGACCUUAAACGAUGUGCAUAUAGUAAAUUUAUCAUUGGUGUCCGAAGUCCAAGUCAAGCGGGAAGUUAGUCCUACAACUAGUGAACCACCACAAAGCCUUAAUUUGCAAAAGCUGAACAGAAGAGUACGUAAUCAAAUUGAAGAGAAGAAGAAACUGGUAAUGGCUCUGCAGGCCGGAGUAUCUCCAGAAGGACAGAAACUCUUCAGCACCAUAUCAAAGACUAUCCCAGAAAUCACGUGGAGCGGGGCAAACAUCGUUGUAUUCGACAAUGUCACGAUUAGACCGCCAUACAAAGUUGACAAUGUACAUGGAAACACGGAAUCCGGGGCAUAUAAGCAUGUAAAAAAAGUGGUGGAAAAACACAUUAAAGAUACGGAGGCGUCCCAACAAGCGCAACAACAACGAGAACAACAGCAACAACAACAGAAACAAAAAGGAGAAGUUCCAGUCCUUGAGGAAAAGUAGGAAAUGACGGUAACAGAAUAAUUACGAAACAAAAAAAAAAGAGUAAAACAAACGAUCACUAGAUAAGCCUGUCGAGAAAAUCAGCAUCAUAGGAUAAAAUUCAAAUUAAUUUGAAUGAACGAGCACUGCGCGAAAUCGGAGUGCCACAGUUAUCAAUUAUCGGGAUUAUAAACCAGAUACCAAAACGCAUUGAACAUACGUUGUAUGCGCAGCAUUUUGCAAACCGAUGAAAAGAAAAAAAGAAACGCGCCGUAAUCGAUUUUUAAACGAAAAGCAUCGAUCCUUGACGAGCGGAAAGAUGCUGUUUAUUUUAAUUUAAAAGGCUGCCGUACAAGCUCACGUUCAACUGGAACUACGGUUCAAUACAUGUGCUCUGAUGCAGGUGUGUUUUAGUUUAGUUUAAACAUUGUUACGAGAUACGUUUAAUAGUUUACAAAUCAUUAAUAUACGCGAUGAUAGCACGAUUCGAUUGCCAUAUGAGGGUCGACCUUUUUAAAACUAUACCAAUCGGUCAUCGUGGUCUGAUUCAAGUCCGUAUGAAACGGUUCAACAUAUAUUUUUUAAAGCUAUUAAUACAAUGUGAGUGAAUAAGGAAUCAACAAAUCGAUCAACGAAACAAAUUUUUUCAUACGCCAAUCAUUAAACUUCGAUACUGACUGAAA
Molecule: messenger RNA, 1298 nt
Organism: Ceratina calcarata
Lineage: Eukaryota; Metazoa; Arthropoda; Insecta; Hymenoptera; Apidae
Product: protein LSM12 homolog
Exons: 4
Coding region: 25-636 (203 amino acids)
Molecular function (GO): RNA binding
Source: RefSeq, a predicted model, not a curated record